AUGGCCCCCCGUUCCAAAAACAAAGGGUCCAAAAAAGGACAUGGUUCCAACGCAGCUGCUUCCACCUCCAACGUACCUAUUUCCACCUCCAACGUACCGGAAGAACCUGCUCCCACCGAAGAACCCCCAAUAGCUACAGAAUUUGUUGAUGUGUACUGGGACCUCAACACCUGUCCUCUGGCAUAUCCUGCGGAUGGUAUAGUGGGAAGGAUCGAAACGGCUCUUAACGAGGUCAAUGCAAAUUCAAACUCUCUACGAUACGCUCUUUCCGAUACAAGAGUUAUCUGUGGAAAUGUUAACGCAUUGAGUAAAGAGGAUUGGGAUAGUCUUCAAUCUUAUGGUUUCAAAUUGGAACCAUGUGAAGAUAGACAUGCUUAUUGCAACUCUCAUAACCCAAACAGAAGGAAGCCCGACGAUCCUCCUCCAGAUCUUGAGUUGGAAGUGCAUUCUAUCGAUCAGGCACUCAAUUCCCCACAUACAAACAUUUUGCUAAUCUCUAGCGAUUACCAUUUUGGGAAGUCAAUGAACAUCAACUACAAGUAUUGCUACAAAAUUUUCUUAGCACUCUCCUGGGCCAUACAAGGAACCGACUACAAAAAGCAUGGAAACUAUGCUUGGAUCUGGGAAUUGAUGCAUUUUGACGGAUCUGGUCUGUUUUACGCUAACCCCAAUCGCUGA
Molecule: messenger RNA, 678 nt
Organism: Microthlaspi erraticum
Lineage: Eukaryota; Viridiplantae; Streptophyta; Magnoliopsida; Brassicales; Brassicaceae
Source: the annotation of a GenBank genome assembly